AUGUCCCCUUCCCUCUUCUUCCCUGCACUUUAUAUCCUGAACAAGAUGUCACAUGGUCUGGAAUGGCCCUUUGGUCACUUGGGGUCACCUCUCCUGGCUGUGUCUCCUCCCGGUCUGCCAAGCACCCCCAGCUUCCCUGCCAGCGUGGCAGUCCUGGAAACUGGGCUCUGGCUGCUGGGUCCGAGGUUCCAUGGAGUACGGGGUGCUUCAGCCGGGGAAACCCCCGCCAUCCCCUCCGCCCGCGUCAGAAAGUGGUGGAAAACGGGUCAAACUCCGGCGUGCCUCCAACACUUUCUCCCGCGGCUGGGGAGCCUCUGCCAGGGCGUGUGCCGGGCUGCGAGGCGCCUUGCCCCGGCCCCUCAGCGGAGACCACCGGCGUCAGACCCGGGAAGCGAUGCUGCCGUGUGCGGGCGGCCCUCCCCAAGGGCUCCGGCCGCCGUGGAGGGCGGAGAGGGGCGGCAGCCCCUGUUGGCGGCCUCGCCUCUCCUCCCUCUCCGCCGGCCCGGCCCGGUUCGUCCGGCCGCGUUAACCCCGGCGGCUCCGAGGCGGAGGCUCCCGGGAGCUGCUCCCUCCCCACAGCCCUCCUUCCUCCGCCGGCAGAAACCAGACACCGGGACGGCCCCGCGCAGCCCUUGUGCGGAGCGGCGCCUGUGUCCGGCGGCGCCGGAGCGGCCCGGCCAUGCCGCGGCCCCGAUAGGCGCCCCGCUCGCAGCUCCCCGCCCGCACCAUGCCAUGUGUCCCGCGGAGCCGGGCGGCACGCAUGGUCUCCCUCUGGCUCCUCGUCCUCCACGCCCAAGCGCCCUGCCUGGGCAGGGCCCCGCCGGCCGGCAGCUCCCCGUUCCCCGACGGCGGGCAAGGUCAGUGGCGGCGGGCGGGGCGCGGCGGGGAGCGGGCCCUGCCGAGGGUGCAGCGGGCCCCGGGACGCUGCUGAGGCGGGAGGGACGGGCCGUGUGGGCCCCCGGUGCUCCCCUCGGCGCUGCCGGGACGCGCUGCUCCGCUCCCGGGGCACAGCGCUCCGGCUGCGCCUUCCUGCCGCUCCUGGGCAGGCAUCGAGGUUGA
Messenger RNA from Parus major (Great Tit), 1059 nucleotides. RefSeq names its product skin secretory protein xP2-like. Bases 1 to 1059 code for a protein of 352 amino acids. Lineage: Eukaryota; Metazoa; Chordata; Aves; Passeriformes; Paridae. The transcript is spliced from 2 exons. The record is from RefSeq and is a predicted model, not a curated record.